Dimorphilus gyrociliatus is the source of this 2581-nucleotide messenger RNA. The record is from the annotation of a GenBank genome assembly. Lineage: Eukaryota; Metazoa; Annelida; Polychaeta; Dinophilidae.
CAUGUUCUGGAACGAGGACAGUAUCAGAAUUAUUCUAUGGUUAGAUGGAAAGGAUAGAACGAAAAAAACAGAGUUUAAAACCGCCUACGAUUUUGGAUUCAUUCUAGAUACAACUCAAUUAGAUUCUUUCGAUGAAUCUGUGUUAGUUGUUACAAUAAAAAAAACUGAAAGUUGUAUUUUUCCAAGACAAAUAUCAAAUCAUUUUGGCUGGAUUAUUGUACCCGCUUUCGAUUAUAAUACAGACCAUGUUGAACUACUGAAAAACGGUGUUUUAAUUGAGCAUCAAUCAAACUAUGUUCCUCUCCUCGACGGUACUCUUAACAAUUACCUCUUUCCAAUUGAAAGUGGAGAAAAUGAUAAAGGAGAGUUGACACUUUUGUUAUGCAUUCAAGCAGAAUAUGUAGGAGAAAAUUUUAUGGGUUGCAAUUUAUCAAUCAGACACGAAAAGAAUAGUAUAAACUCUUUGAAAAAUCUUGUCUAUUUGAAGGAUUUCAAAUUGAGUCAAAUGAAAGAUACUUGGAUUCGGAUUCGAAUUAAUGGAGACUUGAAUUUUACAGUCUCAUCUAUAAAUUAUUUAUCAAAGGGAAUUAUUUACAACAAGCAAUUUUAUAUUGAAAAAAUAGAUAAUUUAGAAAUUCGAAUGGAAACUAAAAAUAAGAAAUUGAUUUGUGAUACUUGUCCAGUGUUAAAUAGGUUGAAUAAUGAUAUUAAUUCAUUUUCAACAGCUCUUUUUACUGGUGAAGAAUUGCAAUUAAAUGCUGAAAAUUCAUUAAUAAUCUUUCCAAAAAAAUCAUAUCAAAAAUCAACUGUUGUUUCCAUCCAGGAAAAUUAUUCAUUUAUUGAAGAGAAUGAUUAUAUUCUACUUAAAAGUUCUAUUGAUUGUAAACCGGAUGGAAAAUUACAAGAAGAAAUCAUGGCAAAAUUAUUUUUGAAUCCUAUUUUUAAGUCUAAAGAUAUAAAAUCAAACAAAUUUAAAUAUUUAAAGUCUGAUUUGAUUGUUGCAAAUUUGAAUCAUUUUUCCCCACACGAUUUUUCCAAUAUUAGCAAUGAUGGAAUGAGGCUUAAUGUAUCUUGUUCUAUUGAAAUAGCAGAUCCUAGCUGUGUCAAAUUUUCUAUUCAUUUUAGUUUAAAGACUGAAGAAGUUACAAAUGUUCAUUUGGAAACGAAUGAGAUAACACUUCAAAAAUUAAAUAGUGAGGUGUCAUCUACAAAUGAUCUGCGGGUAACAGUGAAAGGAGAGGGAUUUUCAAAAGUCUCUUCCAGAAACUCCAAAGAAAUAUUUGAUUGUUUUAAGCUAGCUACUCGCUCUGGCUCAGAUGGCUUUGUGCAUAUUUCGAGUAAGAAGCCACAGGAACAAGCCGGAAAUAAAGAAAUGAAUGUUUCGAUUUCAAUUAAUUUAAUUACUAUGGAUAAUUUAUUAUUAACAGAAUUUACCAAAUACGAAAGCGAAAAGAAAAUUCCUUUUGAUCUACACACAAGAAAUUUUAGUAAUGACAAAGCAUAUCAUGAAAGACUUGGUCAUAAGAAACUUUACUAUGAGUUUCAAACUGUAAAAGUUGUCAUUUUUAAUGAUUCAGAAGGUAGAGAAGGAAGUGAAUACGAUGUAGAAAAUUUAUCAAACAUGUUUGAAACUCUUAAUUACGACGUAGAAAUAUUGCAAGACCCAACGGAGAGUGAUUUUAAGACGGCAAUAAUAAAUUUGCAGUCUAAAAUGGCGGAAUUUGAUUGUUUAAUUUUCUUUAUCAUGGCUCAUGGUGACAAAGAUGGAUUUGAUUUACGUGGCAAACGUCUUUCUAGUUUCAAAGAUUUAAUGCUCUAUUUCGAUGAUGUUAAUUGCCCAAGUUUAUUUUCAAAACCUAAAGUGUUCUUUUUCAAUUGUUGCAGAGGAGACAAGCCUUUGAACAAAAGUGACUGUUCUACCAAAGACACAGAUGGAAAUUUACUAAGUAAAGUUAUUAAUAAACUGACAGGAAAAUCAAAAAGUUUGGAAAUGUCAGAUUGUAUUAAAAUUUAUUCAACAAUAGAAGGCAAAAUCAGUGAACGUUUACCUCAUGGAAGUCUUUUUAUACGCUGCUUUAUUAUCUGCAUGAGAGUAUAUUCUCACAAACAAUCUUUAACAGACAUUAUGGCGAGAGUCUAUAUGCUAAUGAACAUGAAAAUUGCAACAUAUGGUUAUAAUGAUUAUAGGCAAAUUCCCGAAACGGCAACAGCAAGAGUUUUAGGAAUGGCACCAUUAACAGUUAGUAACAUCUUGAAAUAUAAGCAACCAGAACAAGACAAUAGGGGUGGUUCAAAGAAGCUUUCCAACAGAGCGAUAGCCAGGAUGAAAUGGAUUGUGAAGAAACUGAAAGAUAACAAGCAAAGAGUGACAGCAGCAAAGAUAUUAAAGGAAUUAGAAGUAGAUAUUGUAAAUGGAGAAAAGAAUACUGCCUCAAAUUUAUUAGCAAAAAUUUGGACUGGUCUAGGGACUUGGACCAGCAAUAGUGAAAAGGACUUCAGGGUGAUGAAAAAUAUGGGGAGAGGUGGAGUAUUGGUGUGGGGGUUGAUAACCUCUGAUGGUGAUUUGAAGUCUGGAGAAUAA